GCGGGUCCAAAACCGCACGCGCCGCGCGUCACAGCCGACCCCCCGAGUCAGAACCGAUCAGGGGCGCAAUGUUUCGGCCGAGCCCCAUCGUCUCUCCCUCGCCGCGGCGCAGGCUUGGCGCUCCUCUGUGAAGCCCCAGUGAUUUAUGGAGUGAGGACCACUUUCGCUGCUGUGGAUUUUCGUGGCUGGAGACCCUGUGGAUGCACUGGAGAGGGGGCCAGGUACCCGCGUGCAGGAUGGGCACAGGAAGUGACAAGAUGACCUGAACAACAAGGAUGUGAAUAACCACGAGCUUCUGAAGGCCAAGCUGCGACUGCUGCCUCUCGACGCCAAGAUGGAACUUCGGAAACCAGCUGCUCGGACGUGCAGCCUGGGGGACAACGUCACCAGAAGCCACACCUACCACUCCGUGACCACGCGGUCAGAGGAGAUGCCAGAGGAGGAGGGAUCGCCGCGGCAACGACGGAUAACCGUUGCCUCAUACAUCCCUCAAACCAAGGACAGGAACGGAAACUUCGCAGGAAAGGCAAACUACGGAGACUCAGGCAGGCACUCAGGGGGAGAUCGUGCCAAGCCUUUGGUGGAGCUGGACACAGAGGGGGUCUGUCGAUGGUUCGCCAGCAUUGGACUGCAGAAAUGCCUUCCUUUCAUCAGAGGAGCCAAUCUGUGCGGGUCCCAUAUUGCAACCGUUGACCCCAAUAUCCUGGAGGUCCUUCACGUGUCGGCUCUGGAGGAGAGAGAACUGCUGCUCUCAGCGAUCUAUAAGGAACUCCAUCCCCCAGACAGCACCACAGAAAAACUGGACACCCUACUAGAAUCCAUUGGUCCCCACAAUGUUGAGAAAUUCACUGCUGCUUUAGUCUCUAUGAGCAAAUCCAAAUCCUCCCCUCACGUCAACUGCGUCAGCUCUUCUCGCUCCUCCUUUAAGUUCAGAGACAGGAGCCGACUUUCCACCAUACAGAGGAGCUCUCACCUGGUAGAGAUAACCAUACACGCUCUGGAGCAGAUCGUUCACCUGAGAACGCCUAAGGACACCACCGUGGGGAAAGUGAUGGAGUCCUGCCUGAAAACACUGGGAGUGACAGACAGCAGAGAGCUCUUCAGCCUCAGGAGCAAACUGGGGCCGUUGGCUGAACUCUCAUUCGACCAACAGAUUGGGGAUCUGCUCGGCUCAGAAAAGAGACUGCUGGAGCUAAACUUGUUUAAAAAGGGUAACCACAGGACCAAAGAGGAGAAGAUCCGAGAGCUAAACCAACAUGUGGACUCACUUCAAAAUGUCAUUCACCAGGUCCAGGAGCUCCACCAGAGCCUGGUGUCCUUCUGUGGGGAGCUGAGGAACAUGGAGAGCGAGCCGAGCCCGGACGCCGCGGGCCCCAGCGAGGUGGAGGCCCAGCUGGAGCUGGUCCAGAGCAGGCUCCAGGAGAGACAGCAGAGCGUGCAGGCCGCCCAGGACAGGCUGAGCAGCUUAGAGACGCGCAAGGACAGACGCCCAGAGGUCCACCUGCUUGAUAAGAUGAAGCUGGAUUGCCAGAUAUUCAAAGAGGAGAUCACCAUCAUUCACCUCAAUCGGCAGGUGGCCAGACUCAAGACUACACUGCAGGAGUUCCAAGCCAAGGAGCAGCCUAAGAGGCAGAGUCUGACUCUGGGCCAGCUGGUCUCGCCGCAGUGCCCCGCCGUGCUGCUGAUGACCCAGGAGACGCGGCGCGCGGACGGCGGGUACGGAUUCACCGCCCGCUUCUCGCAGGAGGCCGGCCUGGUGGUGGUCACCGCGCAGAACACACAGCUCUGCGUACAUGACAGGCUGGUGGAGGUGAACGGGGUGAGCGUUCUGGAGAGUGGGGAGGAUGAGCUCAGUGACCUCCUCUUCCGCCGACCCAGCGCCCGGAUCGUCGUCCUGCGCAAACCCCCUCCCCUGCCCCCCAAGCCUGGGCGUGUUCCUGAGCCCGUCCACACCCAGCCCCAGGGUGACCACCCGCCUACCACCACCCCUCCCCACCGUCAGGUGCUAGCAACCUGACGCGUCACCCCCUAGCACGCUUCCCUUGCCAUUUUCAUUUGAAAUUUCAAACAGUUUGGAGACUUUUGUUUUGUCACAUCUACAGUAGGGGAAUUGAAAAAAUGCUGUUUUAAGAGGAUAGCCUGCUUUAGAAGACCUUGUACAAUGUGCACAAUAUGUGUACGAUGUGUACAAUGUGUCUAUUCCCGUUUUGUUAUUUAGCAUUUUCAUGUUCUUAUGAAAUGUAAGUAGAUAUUUGCCGUGACCAUUCCUUAAUAAACAUACUGCUAAA
Anguilla rostrata (American eel) is the source of this 2288-nucleotide messenger RNA. RefSeq lists its product as uncharacterized. Bases 335 to 2017 code for a protein of 560 amino acids. Gene Ontology annotation, molecular function: protein binding. The transcript has 16 exons. Lineage: Eukaryota; Metazoa; Chordata; Actinopteri; Anguilliformes; Anguillidae. The record is from RefSeq and is a predicted model, not a curated record.